Fusarium graminearum PH-1 is the source of this 387-nucleotide messenger RNA. RefSeq lists its product as uncharacterized. Bases 1 to 387 code for a protein of 128 amino acids. Lineage: Eukaryota; Fungi; Ascomycota; Sordariomycetes; Hypocreales; Nectriaceae. The transcript is spliced from 3 exons. The record is from RefSeq and is a predicted model, not a curated record.
AUGGCUGUCAGACUACUGGCUGCCUUACCUUGGCCUCGUGAUUCGUUUGAGCUGCGCAUCCAUGGAUCUUGGGUCGCAGUGCUACAAUUCUUCAGCGCCGAUCCUUUUGUGGACUACCGAGAGGGACAAGUUCCCCGACUGGAUGUGAAGCCUGCAGGAACUACGGAUGGGAAAGGAUCCGGUGCCAGGGGACAGAACUGUGUUGGUUUGCGAACUGAGUUCUGUAGUCUAUUAUAUCGAAUGAGUAGUCUAAUUCAAAUACCGUCUGCUAUAGUGUACCGUCUGUGCCAAUACUGCGCCAACUCAGCUGUCUCGGUAGUUCAAUGCUUUCUGUCGCCCCCUGUCAAACCAAGCCGGUUAUACCGAGACAGGGAUUCGAUGGGUUAA